Molecule: messenger RNA, 2415 nt
Organism: Knipowitschia caucasica
Lineage: Eukaryota; Metazoa; Chordata; Actinopteri; Gobiiformes; Gobiidae
Source: the annotation of a GenBank genome assembly
AUGUCAGAUGGGGAGCAGUGUCUCUAUCCUGAGUAUUUAGAUGAGGAGAUGUCAGAUGGGGAGCAGUGUCUCUAUCCUGAGUAUUUAGAUGAGGAGAUGUCAGAUGGGGAGCAGUGUCUCUAUCCUGAGUAUUUAGAUGAGGAGAUGUCAGAUGGGGAGCAGUGUCUCUAUCCUGAGUAUUUAGAUGAGGAGAUGUCAGAUGGGGAGCAGUGUCUCUAUCCUGAGUAUUUAGAUGAGGAGAUGUCAGAUGGGGAGCAGUGUCUCUAUCCUGAGUAUUUAGAUGAGGAGAUGUCAGAUGGGGAGCAGUGUCUCUAUCCUGAGUAUUUAGAUGAGGAGAUGUCAGAUGGGGAGCAGUGUCUCUAUCCUGAGUAUUUAGAUGAGGAGAUGUCAGAUGGGGAGCAGUGUCUCUAUCCUGAGUAUUUAGAUGAGGAGAUGUCAGAUGGGGAGCAGUGUCUCUAUCCUGAGUAUUUAGAUGAGGAGAUGUCAGAUGGGGAGCAGUGUCUCUAUCCUGAGUAUUUAGAUGAGGAGAUGUCAGAUGGGGAGCAGUGUCUCUAUCCUGAGUAUUUAGAUGAGGAGAUGUCAGAUGGGGAGCAGUGUCUCUAUCCUGAGUAUUUAGAUGAGGAGAUGUCAGAUGGGGAGCAGUGUCUCUAUCCUGAGUGUUUAGAUGAGGAGAUGUCAGAUGGGGAGCAGUGUCUCUAUCCUGAGUAUUUAGAUGAGGAGAUGUCAGAUGGGGAGCAGUGUCUCUAUCCUGAGUAUUUAGAUGAGGAGAUGUCAGAUGGGGAGCAGUGUCUCUAUCCUGAGUAUUUAGAUGAGGAGAUGUCAGAUGGGGAGCAGUGUCUCUAUCCUGAGUAUUUAGAUGAGGAGAUGUCAGAUGGGGAGCAGUGUCUCUAUCCUGAGUAUUUAGAUGAGGAGAUGUCAGAUGGGGAGCAGUGUCUCUAUCCUGAGUAUUUAGAUGAGGAGAUGUCAGAUGGGGAGCAGUGUCUCUAUCCUGAGUAUUUAGAUGAGGAGAUGUCAGAUGGGGAGCAGUGUCUCUAUCCUGAGUAUUUAGAUGAGGAGAUGUCAGAUGGGGAGCAGUGUCUCUAUCCUGAGUAUUUAGAUGAGGAGAUGUCAGAUGGGGAGCAGUGUCUCUAUCCUGAGUAUUUAGAUGAGGAGAUGUCAGAUGGGGAGCAGUGUCUCUAUCCUCAGAAGAGAAAGGGAGGCAGUUCUCAGAGCACUGAGAAACCGUUUAAAGUCACACGCAGUUUGAGUAAAGGUGUUAAGUCAUGUUCAGCUGCAGACAUAAGAACGUUUUUGAGAGACACUAAAGGAAUGAGGAGUGUAAAGGUAGAAAACUAUUUUCCUAACCUGAAGCUUUUCUCUGAGACGGCCCGGCCCCUGGUGUGGAGCUCCAGCUCUCAGGUUGAGGACGCUCUCACAGACCAGGAGAGAUUCAGGCUCAAGAAACUUCUGAGCAAAGUCAGGGCCCAAGUGGCCAGAGACACACAGUACUGCAGAGAUAGAGUCAGACUGGAGGAGGGAGUGGGGGGCCAGUUGGUUCUCAGUCAUGGCUCCGCCUCCAGUGCAGGAGUAGCAGUGUUGUUCUCCAGGAGGUGUCUUGCAGUGAGUGUAGAGACUGAGGAGGUGGUAGCGGGCCGCCUGCUCCUGGUACGUGCACAGUUGGAGACCACUACAGUAACAUUUGUGUGUGUGUACCUGCCGUGCACCGGAGCACAGAGGGUCCUGAUGAUGGACACUCUGUGUGAAUGCAUCAGGGACUGCACAGACUCUGGGGACGUCCUGUUCGUGGCCGGGGACUGGAACUGUACUGUGGAACCACAACAUGACAGGAACCACCCUGAGCCCCACCCGGCCUCCUCCCUCAGGCUGAGGCGGCUGUUGGAGGUCCACAGUCUGGAGGACGUGUGGAGGACUCUGCACCCAGGGGUCCGUGAGUACACGUGGUCCCACUGUAAGGACAAUGCUCUGUCUCUGGCCCGUUUGGACCGAGUGUAUGUUCCGGGACACCAGCUGAGCAUGUGCACUGCGGCUCACAUCAGUCCUGUGGGUAUCUCUGACCACAGUUUUAUUGUUUGUGUAAUUCGGGUGUCUAAUGUGCGGGUGGGCAGUGCUUACUGGCACUUUAAUAAUUCACUGCUUUUGGAUAAAAUGUUUGUUUGUGCUUUUAAAGUGUUUUGGGAGUCCCACCAGCGAUGUAAGGCCCACUUUGUGAGCCUGCAGCGAUGGUGGGACUAUGGGAAAGUGCAGAUAAGGCAGCUGUGUCAGGAGUACACUCAUGGUGUCACCAGAGACAGGGCCCGGCUUGUGAAGGAGCUGGAGACUACAGUGGUAGAACUGCAGCGUUUAGCAGUUUCUACUGGAGAACGGGGGUGUUUACAGUCCCUCAAAGCACAAAAGUCGGCCGCCUCAUCACAGUAG